Molecule: messenger RNA, 5456 nt
Organism: Dermatophagoides pteronyssinus (European house dust mite)
Lineage: Eukaryota; Metazoa; Arthropoda; Arachnida; Sarcoptiformes; Pyroglyphidae
Product: ras-specific guanine nucleotide-releasing factor 2-like
Biological process (GO): Ras protein signal transduction
Cellular component (GO): plasma membrane
Molecular function (GO): protein binding; guanyl-nucleotide exchange factor activity
Source: RefSeq, a predicted model, not a curated record
UCUUUUUUGUUAAUUUAUAUCAUUAACAAAUAUAAUAUUAAUCAUAUCAUAAUAAAAGAAAAAAUGCGUAUGAACGAAAUUCAAUUAUUAGCAUUAGCCGAAAAGGCUUUGCAUGAUAAUGGUAUACGUGGAUUUCUUUUCAAACGUACAUCCGAAAAUUCUAAAUGGCAGUUACGUUAUUUUGUAUUAUUUCAAAAUCUAUUAUUCUAUUUUGAAAAUGAACAUUCACAAAAACCUUCGGGCGUCAUAUUUUUGGAAGGUUCAUAUUGUGACAAAAUGGUUAUAACAACAUCGAAAACGAUAACGGCUAGUGUUAGUGCUACUGGUACGUCAACCAAUCUUCAGCAUUAUUUUACAAUCACGUAUCGUAAAGAAGGAUCAAAAACUUUUGAACUUAAAGCUGAAUCUGAAUCCGAAUGUAAUGCCUGGGUACAUGCUAUCGAAAAUGCAAGCUUUUCAAAAAUGUUGCUACAAAAAGAAGAAUUGGAACAAAAACAUUUACAUCUUGUACAGAUUGUUGAAAGUGAAAAAACGGCUAAAUGGCAAUAUACACAACAAUGUGAAGAAUUGACAAUGGAGAUAAAAAAAUUACGUGCCGAGCUUUUUUCAUUGAAUCGUGAAUGGCGAUUAGCACCGAAUAAUCGUAGCCAAAAUCUUCAACAACUUGGUGGCCUAAAUGAAGAAAGUGAAGAAAUAAGAAAAAUUAAAAAAGUUCAAAGCUUUUUUCGUGGUUGGCUUUGUCGUCGACGAUGGAAACAAAUUGUUAUCGAAUAUAUUAAUUCACCACAUGCUGAAAGUAUGCGUAAACGAAAUAGUCUCGUGUUUCGUAUGGUCGAAGCGGAAGAAGAAUAUCUUGAACAAUUACAAUUAAUGGUAUCAUGUUUUUUACGUCCAUUUAAAAUGGCUGCCAGCUCACAAAAACCACCAUGUUCACAUGAUGAUGUUAAUUCAAUAUUUUUAAAUGCUGAAACGGUCAUGUUUUUACAUCAGAUAUUUUUAAAAGGAUUAACAGCUCGUAUGGAAUGUUGGCCAACAUUAGUAUUAGGCAUAGGAGAUUUGUUUGACAUGUUGUUGCCAAUGUUAAGCAUAUAUCAAGAAUAUGUAAGAAAUCAUCAUUUCUCUCUGCAAGUAUUGGCUGAAUGUAAACAACGAGAAAAAUUUGCUUCAAUGUUACGUAGAUUGGAAGAAAAGCCAAUCAUUCAGGGACGUACAUUGGAAACAUUUCUAACAUAUCCAAUGCAUCAGGUACCACGUUAUAUAAUAAAUUUACAUGAAUUACUUGCCCAUACACCACAUAAUCAUGUUGAAAGAAAAAGUUUGGAAAAUGCCAGAAUGAAAUUGGAAGAAUUAUCAAGGCAAAUGCAUGAUGAAGUUAGCGAAACGGAAAAUAUUCGCAAUAAUUUGGCCAUUGAACGUAUUAUUGUUGGCGGUUGUGAUAUAUUGCUCGAUGUCAAUCAAGUGUUCAUAAGAAAAGGAUGUGUCAUACAAGUAUUGAAUAGUGAUCGUAGCAAAACAGCUAGCCGUGUAGCACGUAUCGGAUCAUUUCGUGGCCUUGUCGAAAAAGAAAUUAUGCGACAAUGUUAUUUAUUUUCCAAUCAUAUGCUUCUUUGUACACGAACAUCGGGUGGAAAAUUAUCACUAGUUGAUGGAAUUGGAAAAAUUCCAUUAGCUGAAGCAACAUUAAUUGAAGAUCCCAAUGAACAAUUCCAAUUUACAGUCGACGAUACAGAAGGCUCUAUUAGCUCAACUUCAAGUCAUUCAAGUGAUGCUGGUACAGGUACCGGUGCUGGAAGUGCCAAUACAAAUACCCCAUCAUUCAUAAAUCAAGCAAUAACAACAACAACUACAACAACAACAUCAUCAUCAACAUCAAAUAAUGCUACAACAGCAACACCCACACAUUCAGGCAAAGAUUUUGGUGGUUUAGAUUUUAAGAUUAUUGUCGAUUGUAAAACUGGACCACCAUUAACCGUCCAUUUAGUUGCACCAACAUUACAGGAAAAAACCGCUUGGAUAUCGGAUAUCAGUCAGUGUAUAGACAACGUUCAUUUCAAUGAUUUGUUCCAUGGAACAUUAAAUGAUUCAUCAUCUAUUACGAUGCCACAUUCAAUCAGAAAUGAUCCACGUCUUUUUAAGGAUGAUGUUGACAUACGAUUUAGUCGUACAUUAAAUUCAUGCAAAUUACCUCAAAUUCGUUAUGCCAGUCCUGAACGUUUAUUUGAACGUUUAACUGAUUUAAGAUUUUUAAGCAUCGAUUUUCUCAAUACAUUUCUUCUUACAUAUCGUGUUUUUACUGAUAGUAUUACCGUUAUUGAAGCACUUAAACGUGUCCAUUAUAAUCCUGAUCUUUCAGCUAUGAAUGCAUCAUUACAUGAUUCAUCUGGUUCAUUGGAAGAAGGAACCGGUAAUACCAAUGGUAAUGCAAAAAUAGAUUCUACACAUUUACAUCCUAGUCAAUCACCGUAUCAUCAUUCGGGUAUAAUAACGACAGCAACUUCGCUCAAUCAAGCACAUUCGAAUACUGGUGGUGGUGUAUCUGCAACAAUUAUCGGCAAUGUUAAUGUUAAUAAUGUUUCUGCUGCCAAUGAAUAUCUAUCAACAACAAUAGAUUAUGAUUAUUCACGACGUGUCAGUAAUAGUUCAGUACUUUCGGAUAUCAAUGAUCUUGCACAUCGUGAAUCAGUUGUAUCAACAUCAGAAUCAACAGCCGGCCAACAAUUAGCACAAGUACAACAAAUGUUUUCAUCGAAUGCAAUUCGCAAUAAUCAACAUUGGAGAUUAAGUUAUCGUAAAUUUGAAGAAGAACAAGCUCGUGAACGUUAUUUAAAACGAAUGAACAAUCGUUUAGCUCAUGGAAGUAUUUCAUCUACAACUUCAUCGAAUGUUGGCAAUAAUGAAAUUGUUGCUAAUCAUAGCAACAACACUAAUACGAGUAAUAUUAGCAGCCAUUUUCAAUUACCAGCAGGAGAACCAUUACUUACACCAGCCAUUACCGAUCCAAUAGCUGUUCCAGUUCCGCCACCACCAAGUCCAGAAGUUCCUGGUUAUUUACAAAAAAGUGCAAAAGAAGCCUCCUCAUUAUUGGCUGAUAAAGAAUCACCCAAUAGUAGCAAUGAUGAUCGAUCACCUAGUCCAACUCAAUCUAGUCCAUCAAAACAAAUAACAGCAAUACAUCGUUCAAAUCAACAUUUACGUAUAACAACUAAUAACGUUCACCAGGAUCAAGUUUCAUCACCACAUUCACAAUCAUGUGACACAUUGACAAAUAAUUCUGAACUAAGCUAUCCAGCAUCACCAUUAAGUUCGGCAACCAGUUCAGCGACAUUGGUCGGUACCGAUUCACAUACAUGUUCACCGAAACCAAGUCCGAUACAGAAAACAUCACCACAUAGUUUGCCAGCACAAAAUUCUAUUGAACAAAAUGCUGAAAAUCAAGAUUUGGAUAUUCUAUCGAAGGAAAGUACAGAAUUGAGACAAAAAAUAGCUCAAAAUACAUUACACGGCCAAUUAAGUGAAGGAACACCUCCUCCAACACCACCAAUACCGGGUACACCCCAAAAACAACAACAACAUCAACAUUAUUAUCAUCAGAUAACACCACAACCAACACAUCCUGCUUCAUCUGCUCCGCCCAUAUCUAGUGUUGGUUCGUGUUUUGUAUUGCCACCAAAAAAUCAGCCCCCCGGUAAUCCUAAAUCUACCGAUUCUCGAUCGGGUAGUAUAUCUGUUCCACCACCAAUAAAAUCAUCCGAAUCACGAUCCGGUAGUAUUAGCCAUUCUACACCAUCGGGUAGAUUGAGUGCUACAAGUAUGAACUAUCUUCGUGUUCGUGGAGCUGGUUCUAAACGUGGAUCAGGCAGUAGUGAAUGUGAAAGUAUGGCCAGCUCAUCCGUAACACCUAGAUCAUCAUUUCAAACUGAUACAAGUAUUAGUACGGCUCGUAGUUCAUUUCAGCAUCCAGAAUCACCCCAAAUGUCAAGCAAAGCCGGUGUUGUUGUUAUUUCAUCCCGUGCAACAUCACGUCGUUCUAGUACAGCUUCGGCAGCUUCUGCAUUCGCUGCAGCAACAGCUGCAUCAAGUAAUCCACCCGAACCGACUGAUCCCAUGAUGAAACAAGUGAUUAUAUCACGUGGUAGUAGUCGAUUUUCAAGCGCAGCCGGUGCAGAUCUCAAGAUACCUAAUAGUCAAGGUGCAGCGGGAGGCAGUACAACAGCUGCACAGAAUGCACAGAAUGUUGCUGCUAAUAAUGAACGAAUCGCUCAACGAGCCAAACGAGAAUCUAUGAUUAGUACAGCCGCUACAAUGCGAGUACUAAAUGUGUUACGACAUUGGGUUAGCAAACAUUCACAAGAUUUUGAAAAUGAUCAAAAAUUAUUACAAAUUACAACUGAAUUUCUGGAAGAAUUAAUACACAACACAAAUCUUUUACCAGCCGAACAUAAAGCAGCCGUGCAACUUCAACAAAUGAUUGCGAAACAAACAAUGGAAGCCAAAGAAAAAGUCGAUCUAGAUGUUUUAUUGGCAGCACCGAUUCAUCCAAGUCAAGAUAAUAUUGAAACAUUAUCGGCAUUAGAAAUAGCAGAAGUAAUGACCUAUUUGGAUCAUAAUAUUUUUAUUCGUAUUCGAAGUGAAGAAUUUCUAGGCCAAGCAUGGAUGAAAGAACAAAAGAGCAAAAAAGCAUUUCACAUUCUUUUAAUGACGAAACAUUUCAAUGACAUUAGCCGUUUAGUUGCAUCGGAAGUUCUGCGUGUUCCUGAGAUUCAUAAACGUGUUGCUAUAAUUGAAAAAUGGGCAGCUGUCGCUGAUAUUUGUCGAUGUUUUCAUAAUUUUAAUGGCGUUUUACAAAUAUGUGCUGCUUUUACUAAUUCAUCAGUAUAUCGCCUUAAACGAACAUGGGAAAAGGUUGCCAAAACUACUAAACAAACUAUCGAAAAGUUACAGACAUUAGUUUCAACAGAUGGUCGUUUUCGUAAUAUGCGUGAGGCAUUACAUCGUUGUGAUCCACCAUGUAUACCGUAUCUGGGAAUGUAUCUUACCGAUUUGUCAUUCAUUGAAGAAGGAACACCAAAUUUUACCGAUGAUGGCCUAUUGAACUUUUCAAAAAUGAGAAUGAUUGCACAUGUUAUAAGAGAGAUACGACAUUUUCAACAAACACCAUAUAAAAUGGAACAUAAUCCUAAAGUUACCAACUAUUUACUUGAUACAUCAAGACAUUUACAAGAUGAUGAACUUUAUCAAAUGUCUUUAACAUUAGAACCACGAUUAUCACGUUUUUCACCGCGUGUAUAUGUACCGAAUGUAGGAUCAGCCGCAACAUCGCCAUCGGCAACAACAAAUCAAACAGUGACUAACAACAACAACAACGAUAAUAAUACCGUUACAUCGUGAACGUGAAAUUCAAUUUUGUUUCACCAUCUUAGUUCAUCAUCAAUCGAAUUGGAUAGAAUGAAUCGAAA